AUGGUUCAGGUUGUAGGAUUGCUGAAUGACUAUGUCAUCAGGAUGAUGAUCGCCGUCAAGAGUCUGGUGACUAAAGGCACCCUGGUCCAGACCAAAGGAGUCGGCGCCUCCGGCUCGUUCAAACUCAACAAGAAACAAGCUGAGACCAAGACAAAACCCGCCAAGAAAGCCGCUCCUAAAGCCAAGAAGCCCACAGCCAAGAAACCUGCCGCCGCUAAGAAGCCCAAGACCGCAGCAGCGAAGAAGCCCGCCGCUAAGAAACCUCCGAAGAAGGCCAAGAAACCCGCUGCUAAAAAGGCAACGAAGAGCCCCAAGAAAGCAAAGAAACCAGCGACUCCUAAGAAAGCAGCCAAGAGCCCUAAAAAGACCAAGGCAGCCAAACCCAAGACGACGAAACCCAAAGCAGCCAAACCUAAAAAGACAGCAGCCAAGAAGAAAUAAACUCAGUCAUUUUUACGUUUUAUCAAAACGGCUCUUUUAAGAGCCACCCACUAAUUCAAAGUGAGAGCAUUGUUUCUGUUCAGUGUCGCGUAAUGUUGCAUUUGGACGUUAUUGAUAUGAGAAUUAAUGUUUUGCUUCAAGUAAGACAUUCAUCUUGAAUCACUUUAUUAUGCUUAAAACUAAUAAAAUAAAUAAUA
Molecule: messenger RNA, 638 nt
Organism: Sinocyclocheilus anshuiensis
Lineage: Eukaryota; Metazoa; Chordata; Actinopteri; Cypriniformes; Cyprinidae
Product: histone H1-like
Exons: 3
Coding region: 1-441 (146 amino acids)
Biological process (GO): nucleosome assembly
Cellular component (GO): nucleosome
Molecular function (GO): structural constituent of chromatin; DNA binding
Source: RefSeq, a predicted model, not a curated record